Porites evermanni is the source of this 2998-nucleotide messenger RNA. Lineage: Eukaryota; Metazoa; Cnidaria; Anthozoa; Scleractinia; Poritidae. The record is from the annotation of a GenBank genome assembly.
AUGGCAGAAGACAAAGGGAGUAGUCUCCAGCGCGAGAAAAGUACUUGUUCCUUAGGUCCGAUUCCGAUGUCUAGCUCUAAUAUCGUCACAGGUGCAAAGUCAACCAAGUCUCACUCUGAUAAAGACGCUGAACCUGCAAUUGACGAUAUGAAUGCGCCUCGUCUUCGCCCCGAGGUUCCAGAUGAAGGAUCUUGUAAUAAAAAGACCAAGUGUGAGGACGAAUCCAGUCUCCAAGAUAGCUCUAACAAAACUGUCGAGCCUCGUCACGAUUCGGAGGCAGGUCUUGAAAAUAAACCUCAACACGAUGCCGUGGUUCAUUUUGACAGGGGAUGGGCGUGGGUGGUCUGUGCUACAACGUUCUUGAUGGAGUUUUUCGUGGGAGGGCUUAUUACAAGCUCUGGAGUGAUAUAUGCUGCUUUAGUCGACGAGUUUAAGAAGUCAAGAGCCGAAACAGGUGAAAGUACAUUUCAAUAUUCUGGCCUCGGUUGCUGAAACGCUGGAUAGUGUGAUCCACAGGCGCGGAUACUAUAAUUACUAUUCAGCGGAUAAGUACUAGGGGAGCCAAUUGCGCUAUCCAGUGGAUAGCGUCAUCCACAUUUUGAACAACUGGGACCAGAUGUUGACUUAAAAUGAAUUACUUAAGAAACCCGCCCCAAGCCAGCCUGUGGAAACGUCAUUCCCUGUAGCAAACAGUUCUAUUUCGAACUGCACUCAGUCAACAAUAACAACAACAACAACAAGCUAUCUGUUUAACUCGCAUAACUAUAUAAACAAAUGACCAUUUAUUAUAUACAUACUGAGUUAAAUUCACUGAAAAGCUCUGUCGUAAACUUUCAUAAGCAAAUUAGUUCUAGCCUAUAAUAAAAACAAAACCUGCUUAUAACCCAUGAGAAAAAAUAAUACGUCCAAUGAAAAGUCAUAUAGAGGUUCGUUGGUUUUGCGCCAAAUUUCCUGCCUUUUAUAGGGGCUUAAAAGUCCCUCGCUUCACAAGUUGUUUCGCCGUCAUUCAGCAAGGAAACUUUUGAAGUCCAUAAACCCGCCCACUUUAAGAAGUAUUCUAUAUACUCAACCUACCUUUUUAUAAUUUGCUUUUCAGCUUGGGUUAGUUCUCUUGCAGUAUCCACGUACUACUUAUUUUUUCCACUCGGCACCAUUCUCAGCGAACGCUUCGGAUGCUGGGUAGUGGCCCUCCUUGGUACCCUGGCCUGUUCCAUAGGCUUACUAAGCUCAUCUUUCGUCACCAGUCUCCCGAUGUUGUACUUGACCUACAGUGUGGUGUGGGGAAUGGGUGCGUCCUUCGUAUACUUUGCUGAUUUGUUGAUUCUGACGAAGUACUUUAAAGCGAGGCUAGCGUUUGCCAAUGGGAUAAUGGCCCUCGGUGGUGCAGUAGGUGGAAGUAUUUUGAACCCCACUAUGCAGCAAAUGUUUAUUCAUCUUGGACUUGCAAACAUGUUCCGUGUUCUCUCCGGGGUUUUUCUGAUCUUAUCCGUGUUUUCUCUGGUUUAUCGGCCAAAACGCGGCGUCUUUCCGCGUAACGGUGACGCUAUGGACACUGAAUGUGAGAAAAAGUGCACGUUUGACGGGGAAAUCUUGAAAAAUAAAGCGUUUAUCAUGUGGAUUGCUGUCAUUUUUAUCUUCAUGCUCGGAUACAUGGUCCCCUUUGUUCAUUUGGUGAGUAUUCUUGUAACAACGUCUUUAUAAGGGGCCACUACCCACCAUAUAUAAGUAAACUGAAUUGACCCUCUACUGCGAUAGGGAUACUAAGGGACACAUUAUUCACAAUUGAAAGUAGUAGGAUUUUCCAUUUCUCAUCCAGAACUUUUAUAGGGAUUCUUAAUGCCUUAUCUUCUUUACUUACUUCUCUAUUGAACAAGCUCAAGGCCUCUGAGGGGUACACUGAAUGCCAGACGUCAUCUCGCUCAUAGUGCUGAAAUGCUGCUUUUUUUCAACAGUCGUCGCCCCAAAGAGAAAAAAUCCUCUGGCGCCUAGGGCACCAGUGGGGCUCAUCUACAAUCAACUAUAAUUUUUUGAUUUUUGAGCGAUCUUUCAAAAAAACUGGCGUCAGUUUGUUUAAAGGACGGAAAUUGUCAACUUUUAGGGUUCGUCGAUACAAACAAGACUUUAAUGGUUACUGAAAAGCAUAAAGUGCUUACACACUCACAACCAUUAUUAAUAACCAAAACAAUCCUAGCCUGCGAUCAAGCUCUCUCGGGGCUUCCGGAGGUACGAGGAUGUGAGGGGGAAGGGGGAAAGGAGAGCUUGCACUCGCGUCCCAUACAUUUGAAGACUUAUCUACCUCCCAGAAUGGGAUGCAAAAUGCUGAUUGGCUGAGUUGUAAACAGGCGAUGACAUAAUUCUGUCUCGAAAGAGCUUGUUCUCCUUCCCUUUUCGUCCUGCCGCAAGAGUGCCCUAGAGAGCUAGCUCGUUAGCGAAAACAAUCCUAAAGAUCUUUUUUUUCUUUGGUUUUCAGGUUCGCUUGGCUGAGGACAUUGGAAUUGACAAGACACGUGCGUCCCUUCUGCUUACGUUCGUCACAGUCGGUUCGGCACUGGGUCGUAUAACCUUCGGUCGAAUCUCAGACUUCCGUGGCUUUAAUCGUGUGUACGUUGCCCAGUUGGCUUUUCUGGUUGCAGGAUUGAGCAACUUUGUUGUGCCUUUGACGGAAUCGUAUAAUGUGUUAGCAGUAGGAGCCUUUAUAUUUGGUCUGUUUGGAGCUUGUUACCUGGUUCUAAACCCAGUCAUCGUGUGUGACAUUCUUGGCCCCCAAAAAGUGUCCUAUGGUUUGGGCAUUACUUUUUUUGUAAUCGCUAUCCCUCGGACUUUGGGGCCACUCAUCGCCGGAUGGAUUUAUGACGGGUUUCAAAGCUAUGCACUCGCUUUCUACACUUUGGGUGGUACUACCUGUCUAUCCGCCAUUUUGACAGGUAUUGUUCCAAUUUUGCUUCGCCAAAUGGGUAAAUAUGAAAUGGACUGUGAAUCCGCGCAGAAAACUCAAGUC